Rotaria socialis is the source of this 3198-nucleotide messenger RNA. NCBI's taxonomy places the organism in Eukaryota, Metazoa, Rotifera, Eurotatoria, Philodinida, Philodinidae. The record is from the annotation of a GenBank genome assembly.
AUGGACAUUGGUGGCUACUUCGCGCCUUAUCUAGCAGAACUCGGAAACAAGGAUAGUUAUCCACGUCUGUGGAAACUGUUAGGUAUUGUAGAAGAUACAGAGAAUGGACACCAGAAGUAUCACGACGCAAAACAAUCGCUGCCUCGGAAUGUGACACAUCCACGCAUCUACUCAGUAGCUCGAAGCCAGAUGAAAAUGACUGAAGAUUAUAAUGUGGGGAAAUCUUUGGUGCGCGCAGCGGACACAAUUCUGCGGCAGACGCUGGAUCUCCGUCUAGAAGAUCAUCCUGUUGUGGGUGUAAUUGGAUUCGGCAAGAUAGGCAAUAGCAUUGCAAUACAUAUGCGACAACAGCACAUCGGCAGGGUGAUGGUCUAUGACGUUAAUCCGACUAUUAUGCUUCGUGCAGUUUCACAAGAUUUUGUCAUUUGUUCCAAAGAAGAAAUGCUGCAAACAGCUUCAUUCAUUUUCUGUGCUACAGGCAACAAGGCUCUUGCAUUCAAUGAUUUGUUGCACAUCGGUCCAAGCAUAAAUCGUCUAAUAAUAGGCUCGUGUACAUCCGCAGACGAUGAACUAGAUUUACAUGACGAUUUGAAACGCUAUGAAAAUAGCAGUGACGAUCGUGGUUAUUACUCCCGUUACACUAUUCAGCGUUUGGAUGGAACAGAAGUGGAGAUUGUUCUGCUGUGCAACGGAAAUGCUAUUAACUUUUCAUGCCGCGCCAUACUUGGAGAGUCCAUACGAUCCGUACAAGCUACCAUGAUGGUGUGUGCACUUAAUCUGUUUCGAUCACAUACAGAGUCGAAGACCGAAACAGAGAUUCUUACCUUAACAAACGAAGAAGAAAUGACGAUCGCGCGUCUUUGGAUACAACAUUUUUCAAAACUAGACGUUCGUCUUAUUACCAAUGUCGACAAUGCGAGCAAGUUGGAGCACAGUAGCUUAGAACGAAGUAGGAGUGACUUACCUGUAGACCAAACGUCUAUGGCACUGUUGAAGCAACAGCUAGGCCUACAACGCGCAGCAUACACUGAUCCAAUAGACUUCAUGGAUUCAGAGCGAAAACUUAUCAUCACAGCACCACGUGGUACAGGCAAGUCCACAGUGGUGUCAGCUCUUAUUCAAGAUGUACGAAACUACUAUGAUCUUAUUUGGUGGUUCGACUGUAGCGACUCUCUUUACGGUUGUACAGUGCAUUUAGCUCGGGCAUUUCAUGUCUUUUCUAUCGCUCUCUCUCCAGAAGAACUGCAGAAAGCAGUGCUAAAAGUUAUAUUUUCAUCCAUGGCUGUUAACCAUUUCUUAUUGAUUGUGGACAACAUACAAGAUCCAGUGGGAGAGAAAGUGGCUGCUGAAUCAAUAAUAGAUGGUAGUGAGCGCAUUUUUCAAUGUCACGAGUUAUUAACUGCUCUAGAUAAAGCUCUAAGUGAUCCUAGUGUGCGUCAUCAGCGGCGGCGUCAUCUUGUGGCCCUAUAUACGGACGAUAGUGUAAAUCUGCCUCCUUCACAAUCGUAUACUACGGUAGCGGCAAAUGCGUCUAAAGGAGCUUGGGUCUACCUACCACUACAAGGUAUCGCAAGCGAAACAAUUGAGAAUUGGGUAUGCAAUAAACUAUCUGCAUUUUCCCGUAACAGUGUGAGAGAAAGUCGGCGUAAAAUUAUUCACGAUAUUUUAUCAGUUGAUGGGCGUCGGUUAACUAUACAACUGACCGCCGUACUUUUGACAUCUGAAGAUGUAACCAAGAGAGACAUUAAGUAUCGACUUGGAACGGCUUUAUCUGAAGGAUCUGAUAUAUUGGCAAGUUUAGUAAACUUGGCGUUAGACAAGUUGAGAACACUGAACUCCCUUUCCUUCAUUUGUGCACAAGUGGUCACUUUAAUUAAGUCCAAUUAUGCCAGUCGGGAGAUGUUUCUUCGACUUAUAAAGAUCCUUCCUCCGAAAGAACACUUCGAAACUGAUGACACUAUCCUUACAGGAAGAAAACCGCGUGAAGUUUGGGAGCAUCUGCUUUCAGCUUUGAAAAAAUUUUGUAUUUUAAAGAAGAAUGUACUUUUGUCAACCAUAAAUGUUUAUACCAGUGGAAACUAUAUUCCACCGGACUAUCUGGAAAUAUACAAUAUGCCAAGUACGCAUGGCAACGCCUUACGCAAGCCGCUUCUCGACGAUACGACUGAUCAUGUGUGGAACUAUGUGUUGCAAUUGGUAAACUCGGGCUUUAAUUACGACUAUCACGCAACUACCGAAAGACAGCACGCACCGAAUAUUAUACAUUAUUUUGAACAUGCUUAUGUUCUAGCUAAAUACACUUCUGAUUGGGAUGGUUGUGAGGAUAAUGCAAUGUUACUUGCCGAUUUAUUAUGGCGUCUCGGCUCUUACUAUCUCAAUGAGGUGCGUCUAUAUUCAAAAGCAGCAGAAUCAUUUCGUAAAUCGUACGAAUUAAUUAAUAAAAACAGGGAUUCUAGACGUAGAAUAAAAAUCGACGACGAAACGUUAUUGUCACUAAACAUCACAAAAUGGGGAGCAAAGCUAUAUUGGCAUAUCUGUGAACAGCUCACCCAUCGAAUAGAUGCGCAAGAAGAUGAAAAGCUCAUUGAAAAGAUGCAGCUAUGUCAAAACAACUUGAUGAAGUUAAGUGAUCCUAUUGCGAAGUCAGAGUUGCAACGUAAAUCAAACUAUCAAAUUGAAGCCGUCAUUGCUAUUGCACGCAUUCGCGUACAGAACAUUCGAGUAGAGAAUCCUCAGAUAGGAACCACGAAUGAAAUUCUAGAAACUAUAAUUCGAAAUCUCUUAAAUAUCCUAGAAGACGACAGCAUGGCCACUCGAACAGAAUCCUUGAUGCUGCAAAUUCUAGGGAGUGCGCACAGUCAGUUGGGUAAGCAUACUGAAGCAGUAGCCUAUCUACGACGAUCAUUGGAACAACGCCGGAAAGUUUUAACUUCUGAACAUGUAGAUUUGGCACGUACAGAAUACAAGCUCGCUUAUUGUCUUGUUCAAUGGGGUGAAGACAUGAAGAAGAAUAUCAACGCGAUCGACACUACUGAAUUUAUCAGGAACAUGCGCGAAGCACGAGAUUUGUGCGAGACAGCUUUUAAAACACAACGAACGCAACUACCGAGUGAUCAUAACAAUUUAACAGAAUGCAAUAAUCUACGCCAUCGCAUGAACGAAUUAGAACAAAAAUGGCUUCCUGUUGAUGCUUGCUAA